Messenger RNA from Phycodurus eques (leafy seadragon), 2123 nucleotides. It is a transcript of the gene rpp38, whose product is annotated as ribonuclease P/MRP 38 subunit. Gene Ontology annotation, cellular component: fibrillar center; nucleolar ribonuclease P complex; ribonuclease MRP complex. The record is from RefSeq and is a predicted model, not a curated record. The transcript has 2 exons. Gene Ontology annotation, biological process: tRNA 5'-leader removal. Gene Ontology annotation, molecular function: ribonuclease P activity; ribonuclease P RNA binding. The coding region runs from base 126 to 953 and encodes 275 amino acids. NCBI's taxonomy places the organism in Eukaryota, Metazoa, Chordata, Actinopteri, Syngnathiformes, Syngnathidae.
GAACAAGAUGGCGACGUCCUGCGUUAAGCGCGUGUGUUUUGAAAGAAAAUAUAUUUCACGUUUAUCUAAAUUGGAAAUAUAGAGAAAAAGUCAACACACUUGUGUGGUGACAUUCAGUGGAGCAGAUGGACACCCCAAGGAAGAGUGUCAGCAAAAAGGCUGUCAAAAAGCCCAUUCGGGUCAAGACCUUGUUUACGUCCCCGUUCACGCUGAACUGGAGCCCGCUUCCUCAAAAAGACAUGAAUUUUAUCCUGACAACGUUAAAUGAAAAACUCAUUUCAAUGGGGCUUGAGAAGAAAGAGGUGAAAGUGUUUCGGCCGUGGAAGAACAAAAGAGGUCCAGUUCCCUCGUCUUUGUCGGACACGAAUAAGGUCAAGGAUUUGACCAAAGGUGGUUGGUCGGAUGUGGCCGCGAGGCGACAACUCGCCUUGGGCAUCAACGAGGUCACAAAAGGUCUGGAGAGGAACCAACUCAAGCUGGUGCUGGUUUGUAAGUCAGUCAAACCCAAGCACAUGACCAACCACCUAAUAGCGCUGAGUGCCAGCAGAGGCGUGCCCGCCUGCCAGGUGCCCCGGCUGAGCGUCACCGUAGCCGAGCCGCUGGGCCUCAAGAGCGUCCUGGCUCUUGGCUUCAGGCACAGCGGUCGCCAUGGUGGCAGCGACGACGACAACGGCGAGGCGUUCACUGACGCAGUGGAAGCCAUCAUACCGAGGGUGCCCUCGCUGGACGUUGCUUGGAUACAAGGUGCAACACCUGGUGUCGAAUUGCAACACAACGUUGGCACUAAAGAGGAGGAGGGCGGACAGGGGACGGGCAAGAAAAGAAAACUGGAGCCAGAUGAUCGAGUCCCAGAGUAUUCCGCAUCCUGCACACUGCAACCUCUCAAAGUGAAAAAAAUUGUUUCGAACCCGGCAAAGAAAAAAAGAAAGCAGAAACCAAAGCAAGCCAAGUGAAAUUAAUUUCCUUUUUCCCCCCAUUAUUUGGAACUUAAUAUUUGUGCCUUGAGGUUAAUUUACAGUCCACAAAAAUUUCGGGAUGUUGGGCUUUCAGGUUAAAUUUCCGCAUCAAUCUAAAAUACAAUAAUUUUUACAGGUGAACUUAAUUUGUGUUUCUCUACACCUGCCCAACUGGUUAAUGUUCCAGUCCUUUUUGCACGACCUGUUGUUCUCUAACAUGGACCUGAACAGCAAACUUCACAACAUGAAUGGAGCAAUACAUUUCCUGUUUCAAUUAUAAUUGGUAUAUAGUCCUCUUCAUCAUGCUGUUCACAUUCUGAGAUCAUGAGACCAUAACACCUAACAAUCGAUCAACAGUACCUCGCCAUUGAGAGGUUUCAAAUAGGAUGCUCUCAGAGGGAAGUACCGACUGAGCUAAGUGUCACAAUCAGUAGGUUGCAACAGAGAGACUGGAAGAGUCACUGAAAGGCAUACAAAUGGGCAUCCUUAAAGAAACCAAACAACAAAAAACUGAAUUUUUCCGUUUAGCUUCUUUUCAAAUUGUGCUAAAACUACUGAAACAUUGCACAGUUGGACAAGCAUUCAAAAGUUUAGAGAAGGUCAAUUUCUUUCUGACUUUGCUUGGAAAUGUUUGUUUUGCAAACAUGAUUAAAAAUAAUUUAUUCUUAAUUUGGGGGGAUGCUUCUAAAGGCAGAGUACCACAAUACUUAAAUGCCUUUUUUUGUUGUUGUUGUUUUGUUUUUGAGGGCACAGAAAGUUAGAUGAACUAAACAGACACCUGUUCAAAGCAUGUCGUCACUUAUUGUUAGAUAUAUCUUAGUAGUUAUCAUUUAUUUGCUUAGCUUGCAUUAGUAUUUUGCAUUAGUAGCCUGCAUUAGUAUUAUGGACAAUAUUUAGAUAGAAAGAUGUCUCGCCUUCAAGAAGAUGACUCAGCAACAUUUGAUGGAAGGGCGUCUUGACCAAGGACGUGAUCGGAUGUGGUCGGGGACGGGACAGGUGUCGUCUGGUCCUAUGUUUUGUGUUGUGUCUUAAUGCUUAGAAUAUUAUGUCUUGUAGAACUCUCCUAUUUUCAAAUAAAUGUAGGAGCGACGGGGGAGAUUGUUUAGAGCGUGUUGAGAGGCUGUAACCUGAACAAUCUCCCAUGCGCCCUCCUCAUGAGUAAAAUGA